Molecule: messenger RNA, 523 nt
Organism: Bursaphelenchus xylophilus (pine wood nematode)
Lineage: Eukaryota; Metazoa; Nematoda; Chromadorea; Rhabditida; Aphelenchoididae
Source: the annotation of a GenBank genome assembly
AUGCAACAGACGAUUCUGAUUUUCAUAUUUACCGUAGGCGUUGCUCAAGCCUUUAGUACGCAGAGUUAUGGAGUUGAAGGGAAAAUUCAUUGCGAUAAUCGACCGGCCAGUGGCGUGGUAUGUUCCUCGUUUUUGCACUCUUGCUAUAUGAAAAUAAAUACUGAUAGUUGAAACUGUAAGAAAGUUCGCUAUCAGACUAAUAGUCAUCAAUUUGCAGAUCGUCCACCUCGUCGACCAAGACACCUUUUCCGCCGACGACAUUAUGGCUGACGGAGAGACGGGCUCCGAAGGAUCCUUCCGACUCAGCGGUCACACCUCGGAAUUGGGCACAAUCAACCCCGAACUCCAUGUUUAUCACCGUUGUGGCGACCCCAAAAGUCGCGAACAUGACUGUCCGGCGGUCUAUAAAAUCGAACUGCCAAGACAGUUGGUGACGAAAGGAGAGGUGCCGAAAAAUGUGUAUCAUGUUGAUACGGUAAAUUUGAGAUACGAUGCAAAGGCUACACGAUAUUGUCUGGAUUAA